CAAGCCUGUCAUCAAGCGUGUCGUCAAGCAUGACAUGGAGCUCUUGGUCUCAGGGAACGAGCUGCACAUUUACAUCUAUCUCAUUGUGUGUGUGUAAGACCGACGUGAAGGGUUACCUGUCCCAGAGCAAGGAAGCCGGGAGAAAAAAAUGAGGGGAGAGAAGUAGCAGAAAGGGAAAAGGGAGACAAGCGGAAGUGAAAACAAAAUUAAGAAAAAUUUUACUCGCAAAGAUGGCGAAUGCGAUUGUUACCCUGACCCUCCUAUCUUUCUUGUCAACUUUUAGCAGAGUAAAAGCGACCUUCCACUGCCAGCGGACUGGCUCGAACUGUUACAACAACGGUGUUUGCCAGAAAGAUGGCUUUUGCAUGUGUCCGGCCCCAUACUCAGGUGACCAGUGCCGCAAUAUAGAUAGGCCGGACUUCACCAGUCUGUGCGACGCUGAGCACUACGGACUUGCGUGUGAACUGAAACGAUACGACGUGCAGUGUUUCCGAGAAUUCAUGAUUUUCAACAUCAACCCGCUGCAGUUCAGAGGCCGUGUGGUCACUCUAGCAGAUAUCAACGGACCAUCCACUUCAGCCUGUGUGAUACCGUCGUGGUCAGCCACUGACCAGAACAAACCUUCUGGCUGGGAGGGGUUUGGGAAACUCCACAGGUACACCGGCAAUGGCGCCUCGGACUGCAUUGGAAACCCCUACAAGGUCAUGGAUGGUGACUACGAAGUGUACAGGUUGACGAUGGUGGUGGAAUAUGAGCCGACAGAGCCCGCUGCUGUGUAUGCUGUCGACGAAGCCGUCGUCUUCGAAUGUCGGGUGAACCGUGACAUUUCCACUGACGUGGUGACCUCGUCACGGUGGACCUUGUCACGCAAAGCGGUUCCACGAUGGUAGUGGGAGAGAUGGCGGCUCACGUUGACUACAGUGUGGAGUACGCCGCCGGAGGCAAGGUGCCGAUAGAAAGCAGGGUACCCGUCGGGACCCCCCUCCGACUGACUUUCAGCCUGAAGAAUGAAAGCCAGUACACACAACUUGGGAUUUCGGGGUGCAGGGCUCUGCCUGAUUUGAACGGACAGUCUGAGAAGUGGAUUGAUCUUGUCGACGACAGGUGCUUCUACCCACCGACUGUUCAAGGCUAUGUCAUGUCCAGGAACAAGGACGCAGCUUCUGUUUACUUUCAAGCUGUUCGCAUCCUCCCGUCCUUCGCACUGCACCUGCGAUGUUCUCUGUACGCCUGCACUCGGCAAGACCAAGACAAAUGCGACAUGAGGAAUAUCGACAAGAGGAAAUGCCCCCCACGAAAACCUUCACUAAGACGAAAGCGAGGAAUCUCCAUGCCUGGUGCAGGUUUUAACUACACUGUCAUCACCACCAGCAUCCUGCUGGACGACACCAGCGAUGUCCGUGUCAGUUCAGUUGCAGAUAAUUCAAGGGGAGCUAUUUUUCAGAAAACCCACCUGUCGGAAGUCUUGGUUUGGGUGAUUGUGUCAGCAGCCUGCAUCUCAUUGGUUGUCCUUCUCGUGACACUAGCAAUAUGUCUGCACUCCAUGUUGUCUGCUCGCCGAUACAAAACAUCAAACUGCAACUCUACUGUCGCUUGAUGAAAGAGUCAAACUGAUUUUUAUGGACAGAGCUUGUUGAUGGACAGACUGUUGGAACUUCACAGUGCUCUGUGGACUUGUAAAUGAAAGGGAGUAAACAAUCAAAACCAAA
Molecule: messenger RNA, 1709 nt
Organism: Pomacea canaliculata
Lineage: Eukaryota; Metazoa; Mollusca; Gastropoda; Architaenioglossa; Ampullariidae
Exons: 9
Coding region: 884-1597 (237 amino acids)
Source: RefSeq, a predicted model, not a curated record